Camelina sativa (false flax) is the source of this 906-nucleotide messenger RNA. The record is from RefSeq and is a predicted model, not a curated record. NCBI's taxonomy places the organism in Eukaryota, Viridiplantae, Streptophyta, Magnoliopsida, Brassicales, Brassicaceae.
AUGACAUUGACCACAGCCUUACUAGAAAUCCCUGAGGAACUGUUGAUCGAGAUUCUAAUCAGAUUGCCGGCGAAGUCUCUGAUGAGAUUCAAGUGCGUCUCAAAGAUCUGGCUCUCACUUAUCACAUCUCGGUACUUGACCAACCGGUUCCUCAAACCCUCACCACGAAGACGUUUUCUCACGUAUUGUAUGGGUAGCGAGACACAUGGCGAGUAUGCGUUGCUCACGUCAUCUAAUCAUGAUCACUCGGACACAUCUGUCUCUGUAGUCGACAAAGAUCUUGCCAUUCAGACAUUAGGGGGAGGCCGAUUGGUGAGCUCUGUUCGUGGCUUGUUGUGUUUCAAAAAUGGGAGAAGAGUGCGGAUUUGUAACCUCAACACAAGGCAGGUUGUGGAAUUGCCCACCAUAAAGGAAGAGAAUAAUUUUGAAAAGGUGUUGUUCUACUUUGGACACGAUCCUGUUAAUGAUGAAUACGAAGUGCUUACCACGGUUUGGGACGUGACCUACGAAGAAGAAAGAGUAAUGAGAUCCGAGCAUCAGGUGUUGGUUCUUGGAGCUGGAGCUUGGUGGAAAAAGGGUCAAUGCCACAUUCUUCAUCGCCCUUUUCAUUCUAGCUGUCAUGGGGUUAUCACCGUUAAUGGUGUUUUGUAUUAUAGAGCUUGGAAUGAUGCAAAUAAAUGUGUCGUUAUGAGUUUUAACUUGACUUCUGAAGAUUUGGAUGUUUGGGUUCUUGAAGAUGCCGGAAAGAGUCAAUGGUCGGACAGAAAGACUUUUGUUUUGCCUGAUUUUCAGAUGAAACCCCUCUUCUAUGGAGAUCGGUUAGUGAUAACUGGCACUAGUCGCAGUGGUGAGCUUUGGUUGUCAAAGUUGAAGAAUAGAGAUUCAUACUUGGAAGAGACAGGUUAG